Molecule: messenger RNA, 931 nt
Organism: Galendromus occidentalis (western predatory mite)
Lineage: Eukaryota; Metazoa; Arthropoda; Arachnida; Mesostigmata; Phytoseiidae
Product: COMM domain-containing protein 2
Exons: 5
Coding region: 184-786 (200 amino acids)
Source: RefSeq, a predicted model, not a curated record
GGUCUCGUAAGAUUCCGAUGCGCAGCGACGAGGGGAUGUUCAAUCAGUACAAUCUCUCGUUUCGCACUUCCGAUCCCAUUCAUUUAGAGCAGGCAUCAACGAACAUUGGGGGAGCGGACUUGCUGGAUCUCCGCUGGGAAUGAUAACUAGCGAGAGCUAAAGCUUGAAUUCGUGCCCGCAAACAUGCUGAGCUUGGAUCGCGCCCACAAGUACCACUUGGAGCACCUCAACCAAUUCAAUGCAGAAGUCAUAGCGGAAUUCUGCAAACUCGCCGUGCAGAGUCUCCUCGCCGGGGACCUCUCCCAAAAUGAGAAAUUGUACGCCAAAGCCGCCUCGCGGUUGCAGAGUGAUACAGAGAUCGUGAACCAGAGCAUCGAAGCCCUCGUGGCUCUGUUCAAGCUAGCGGCUCGAAGGAAUCUGUCCAAGCUUCAAGAUUCUCUCGUUCUGACUCAACUGAGUCAGACGCACGUAGAUAUAAUCGCAGAGAGCUACGUUGAGGUGCACCAUGUAAUAGAACGACAUGUGAAAGAGAUCUUGCCAACCCCACUAUCGUAUCGUAGCUUGGAAUGGCGACUGGCUGCUGUGAUAGCCACGAGGUCGCUCCGAGGUCUGAUGGAUCCGGUACUCACGCUACAAUUCCAAUUGAUAGAUUGCAAUGGCUAUCCGAGAAAGGUCAUGUUGGAAUGCAGCAUAGACAACCUGCGUAAAUUGCGGGAUGUCGUCGAAGAAGCGCUUCUGAUGGCGAAGUCGAGACGGGUCCGGAAAGUCACAAGAAUGCUGACGUGAUGGGGAAACUACACCUAAUGAUAUGGAUAAUGUCGCACUGUUCCUUCAAGAUUCGGAUGGUUGAGACUAUACGUGUAGAUGGAAUUUUCCAAUUCUUGCAUUGUUGAUGAUGAUUUCUAGAUAUAAACUAUAUUUGUUGUUAUUU